This is a messenger RNA of Penicillium hordei, 1299 nucleotides long. RefSeq lists its product as uncharacterized. The coding region runs from base 1 to 1299 and encodes 432 amino acids. Lineage: Eukaryota; Fungi; Ascomycota; Eurotiomycetes; Eurotiales; Aspergillaceae. The record is from RefSeq and is a predicted model, not a curated record. Gene Ontology annotation, molecular function: transmembrane transporter activity. The transcript has 5 exons. Gene Ontology annotation, cellular component: fungal-type vacuole membrane. Gene Ontology annotation, biological process: transmembrane transport.
AUGUCGUCAAGCAACUCAAGCAACCCAAGUACCGAAACCGCCAAAGAGAGCGUUCCCAUAACCACCGAGCCAGAUCUUCCCCCAGAGGGAGGUGUUCGAGGAUGGAUUUGUGUGGUUGGGGCUUUUAUUUGCCUAUUCUGCACUUUUGGAUUUCUCAACGCGAUCGGAGUCUUCCAAACACAUUACGAACAGAACUCCCUCCGAGAUUAUAGUUCAUCCGAUAUCUCAUGGAUAUUUGCCGUUCAGCUAUGCUUGAUGUGGGCUCUGGGUCCACUAUACGGACGUCUCCUCGAUACCUUCGGGCCUGCCCCAGUGCUCUACCCGUGCAGUUUACUAUGUGUGUUUGCUUUGUGUAUGACUAGCCUGGCAGAUGAAUACUAUCAAAUCUUCCUUGCACAAGGCCUUGGAUUUGGAAUCGGUGCCGGAGGAGUCUUCACAGCUGCCAUGGUCUGUGUUGGCCAAUGGUUUGUGAGAAGACGAGGACUGGCUCUCGGUAUUGCGGCAUGUGGGUCGAGUACCGGUGGUGUGAUUUUCCCCGUCUUCUUGAACAAAAUGGUCGGCGAUGUGGGCUUCUACGGCGCAAUCCGGUAUACAGCUUUGUUCAUUGGUAUCCUGUUGGCUGGGUCGUGUUUCAUGGUCACAUCAAGGUUGCCUCGGAAGGCAUGGAAUAAAGACGCGCCCUGGCUUGAUUUGUCUCUGUUCAAAGAGAAGCAAUUUGCUCUAUAUUGCCUAGGUGCAUUUUUUGUGAUGUGGGGACUUUGGGGUCCAUUCGAUUACCUCCCUAGCAUGGCUCAAGAAGAAGCAAAGUUCUCUCCUGACCUAGCUUUGUAUUUGAUCUCGAUAAUCAAUGCUACAUCAAUUCCCGGCCGCAUUAUCCCUCCGCAUAUUGCCGAUCAUGUCGGCCAUUUCAAUGUAAUCACCACCUGCGCAUUGUCGACAGCCAUCUCAAUACUCUGUCUAUGGUUGCCCUUCCAUUAUCACCCCUCUCAUGCGGGGCUUAUCGUCUUUGCGUUGGUUUAUGGGUUCGUUACGGGCGCCGUUGUCUCGCUACUGAUGCCCUGCGUGGCAAAGUCUGGAAAGCUGGAAACAUUGGGUGUCCGAUUCGGAACUUUCCAAAUGGUGGUUGCUCUCGGAUGUCUUACUGGCCUCCCUAUUAUGGGCGCCAUCCUGAAACAACAGGGCGGGAAGAAUUUCGCUGGCCUGGAGAUCUUUGCUGCUGUGUCUGCAUUAAUUGGUGCAUGCUUCCUCGCAAUGUCGACAUAUCAAAUGGCUCGCUCCCGAGGAACCUGGCGAGUCUGA